AUGGUAACGCAGAAAAAACGACCGUCGGCGUCGUCGAAUUGGCUUGCGCUUCAGAAGAAAUUACCUAGCUCAACAUCCCACGAACAGCCCAGAAAGCGGCGGAAGACAGCGCAUUCCCGGUCUCCCAGUGUCAACUCAUUUGCCUCACUUGCGAUUCCUGAAGAAAUGCCAGAGCAUCCGCCACCUUCAACUUCAACUUCAGAUUUGAAGAAUGGGGAAUCGCUGUCUGCUCUGCGACGUAUGGUCGCAGGUGAGGUCACGUAUACUGAUGCGCAGAAAAUGCCAGGCAAAUACCUCUCGAUAGAUUGCGAGAUGGUGGGUAUAGGCAUUGAUGGGUCCGAGUCGUCGUUGGCACGGGUGACGGUGGUUAAUUUCUAUGGGGCGGUGCAGAUGGAUGAGUUUGUGAGGCAGAAGGAAAGAGUGGUAGAUUAUCGGACGCGGUAUAGUGGAAUACGUCCAUCGGAUAUGGUCAGAGCAAAACCGUUCGAGGAGGUGCAAAAACAGGUAUCGGACUUGCUGCAGGAUAGGAUAUUAGUGGGACAUGCAGUAUACAACGAUUUGAAGGUUCUCCUUCUCUCACAUCCACGAAGUCAACUUCGCGAUACGCAGUAUUAUGCUGGAAAAUUCAAGGUGGUAAAAAGCCGUUUUGUCGCUCUUCGAAAUCUAGUAAAGCAGGAGCUGGAUAUAACUAUACAGGAUGGAGAGCAUUCAAGUCUGACUGAUGCGCGAGCGACGAUGGCGGUUUACCGGUUGCAUCGUAAAGAGUGGGAAAAGGGCACCGUGCAGAAGAAGCCUGAGGGCAAGAAGCGGAAGAGACAGGAUGCCAACAAUGAGGAGGUACAGGUGGAUGCGUUCCCCGGCGGUGGGAGGAAGGGUGUGAGUUCGGGUUUGGCAACGGUGGUUCGACGUAAAGAUGAGGGCGGCGGCUCAAAGAAGACGCAGUGGUGGAAAGAGCUUGGUGCAGGCGCUAGUGGCUCGAAGGGAAGUAUGAAGGUUUGA
Desarmillaria tabescens is the source of this 999-nucleotide messenger RNA. RefSeq names its product ribonuclease H-like domain-containing protein. The record is from RefSeq and is a predicted model, not a curated record. Gene Ontology annotation, molecular function: 3'-5' exonuclease activity; nucleic acid binding. NCBI's taxonomy places the organism in Eukaryota, Fungi, Basidiomycota, Agaricomycetes, Agaricales, Physalacriaceae. Bases 1 to 999 code for a protein of 332 amino acids. The transcript has 6 exons. Gene Ontology annotation, cellular component: nucleus. Gene Ontology annotation, biological process: rRNA processing; ribosomal large subunit assembly.